Peronospora matthiolae is the source of this 357-nucleotide messenger RNA. The record is from the annotation of a GenBank genome assembly. NCBI's taxonomy places the organism in Eukaryota, Oomycota, Peronosporomycetes, Peronosporales, Peronosporaceae.
AUGCGCUUCACCGUCGCUGCGUUCGCUGCUGCAGCCGCUAUCGCUUGCAGCACCUCCGAUGCUGCCCCAGUGUUAGGCGCUCCCUAUCAAACCCCCACGCUCUUAACAAGAGGCGCCCUACACGGUGAUGAAGAAACUCGUUUUCUGCGAGGGUACGAGACUGACGCUGCUGCCAUCAACAACCACAAUGCGGAAGAGAGGGGCGUUGCCGCUCUGUCUACAUUGCAUCCCAAUCCAACACUCAAGAACAAGGAACUUCCGGCUGCUGUCAAAGCCCCAAUCAGGUUCGUCAUGGGUCUCAUCAAACGAAUUUUUGUCGAAGUUCGGAAUCUGCCAAACUUCGCGCCGCGAGUGUAA